GAAGCGCUUACAUAAUGACACCCCCCAGGAACACUACGACCAUGGAGGGUGAGAGGGUGAGGCUGACUUGUCAUGCUGAGGGCUGGCCCAAUAACAUCACCUACAGGUGGUACAAAGAUGGCCGUGAUGUCCAACUAGUGGCUGGACUAAUGGCAAGAGCAGGGGUCUAUGCAGAUGGAAGACUAGUGAUCAGUUCUGUGGUGGCUGACGAUACAGGAUGGUAUAAAUGUCGUCCUAGCAAUGGACUAGGAAUUGCUCCAGAAGCCGAGGCCUUCCUCAAUGUCACAUUUUUACCAAAAGUGCUUCCGAUGCCAACACGAAUUUACCUCCCUCUUGGGAUGUCAGCCUCCAUUUCAUGUAAAACUAUCGCUAAUCCUCCUGUUACUCUGAUUGUGUGGACGAGAAAUGAACACGUCAUAGACUUCUCGUCAUCACCCAGAUACAGACUCUCCAAUGAUGGGACUUUAUCGAUAGAUCUAGUCACUAAAAAAGAUAGUGGGAGAUACACAUGUAUGCCAUAUAGCCCACUAGGGGCUGACAAAGGCUCACCUAUUAUACAAGCAGUAGUCAGAGAUCCACCACGAUUUAUAGUACGUCCAGAUCAAAUGUAUCAGCGUCAAAUCAACACAGCUCUUACAAUGCCGUGUAUGGCCACAGGGGACCCCCCUCCCACAGUCACCUGGCGAAAGGCUGAUGGAGCUUUCCCAUCCAGUAGUAAAACUCUCAAAGAUGGCGGAAAUCUCACGAUCGCCUACCUUACGAAGGAGGAUCAUGGUGUAUAUGAAUGCAUCGCUAGUAAUAUGGUCACUACUAUCAUCACAACAACUAUGCUCAUCAUUGAAUACACUACACCUCAUGCGCCACAUAAUCUGAGUGUUGUUACAUCGCAAUUCUCCGCCAGAGUGUCAUGGAUGCCUGCGUACGAUGGAGGUCAUCCCCAGCAUUACGUUUUAUGGUACAGGUAUGUGCAUGGAGAUCCUAGCGAUUGGAUGACGAUGCGAGUUCUCCCUGAUACUGCCACAUCAUUCACUGUCUACAGUCUCUAUCCCAAGUCACAGUACCAAUUCAUGGUACUAGCACGUAACUCCCUUGGAGAUGGCCUAUUCAGUCAAAUAAUAUCAGCAAAAACCAAAGGCUACAUCCCUAAAUUGGAGGUUCCAAGGCCAAGCCCACCUACCAAUCUGACCGUCCAUAAAGUCAAAGAUGGACUCCACAUCAAAUGGGUCCCACCACAGAACUCCUCUACUCAGGUCCUGUACUAUAGACUGGAGUACAGAGUGAGAGAGAAGGGAGCUACUUGGACGCAAGUCAAUACUCACGUAGGUAGCCAGAUGGCCUCAUUUCUCUGGACCAGUCCACCCAGUGGGAAGGAGCUGGAGUUCCAAGUGAUAUCAUUCAGUCGCUUAUCUUUUAGCGACCCUAGUGUAACUGCUGUAUUUACCACAGAACCUGAGUAUGGUCGUAUGACUAUGUCAACUACUGCCCUGUGGGCCCUGCUAGGUGCUUUAAUAUUCAUCAUUCUCCUCAUUGUGCUUAUAUGUGUCAUAUGUAAACUAUACAAGAGGCGCAAAAGGAAACAGAAAAAAUAUGGCGACAUUAAAUACUUAGGGCCAAAAUCUCUUGAUAACAGUAAUGGAAAAGCGGAAGGUGACCAAUCAUCAUACUAUGCCAGAGAUCCAGACUCUGGAGGCCGUUACGACAGUAUAGAUGGCAGCAGUACACAGCGGGUAUUCACAAUACAGGACGAACAGACAGACUGGAUGCAUGAUAAAGAUAAUGUAUUGCUAGCAGAGAAGUUAAACUUCACACGAAACAAGAAUAUUUUCAAUAGGAAUUUCCUACAAUACGAUACGGAAAAGUUGCGGAGAGGGAAACGAAAUCCUCAGUAUGAGGUUGCCAUGGAGUAUCAGCAUCCAGUGAGUGUAAUUCAGCGGAGUGCAGAUGGUAGAUUUGUCCUAGAUGACAGAAAUGUUCAGCCACAGUUUAUUGAACGAGGGUACAAUGUAAAUGAUGUCAUAACUGAGCCAGGAGUGCGCUUUCUGGACGUGAGGAGAGAAUAUGAUAACCAAAGUUAUCACCACUACGAGAAUAUUCCUGCUCAACAAGGAUUGGGUUUUUACAGUCACCAAGGGGUGAAUAAACCCCCUCAACCCAGAGUUAAUGGCCCCAUUUCCCAAGAUGAGCCCACCAUGCUUCAACGGUACCAUUCCCCAGGAGCUUCUGGCCGGGGACGCCAUGUAGCAUUUGACACUAGUAAUGGAUAUAGAAAUAACAAUUCACCCUUGGGGCCUAGACAUUAUAGACAGUCAGAGCCUCAUGGGAAGCAACCAUUAUUAGAUCUAACCCCUACUGGGCUACAUUCCAACUUAAACAGUGUCCCCUCAAGGAACAAUGAAACCUUGGAAAUCAGUGAAGCUCAGGGAGAUGAUAGUCAGAUAGUCCUCCUGCCACCCAGAAGUCUUCCCCGACAGAGUACAAUGAAGCCUGGCCUAGAUAGGAGUAUUAGGUCCAUGGACAGGACAUUUAUGACUAGUAGCCCGGACAUUGAGGCUAGUAAUCCAGGGAAUGCAACAAUGUUUGCGCCAGACAGUUUAAGCACUGUGUACCCAUCACAGUCAGGAUCCUCAUCAGAUCAAACCAGACUCUUGUUAUUGCAUAGUGAUGCGUCACAGCUGCCAUCAUCUAUAUCUGUGAACCCCUCUGAUUCCUCGCACCCCUCUCAAGGUAGUUCACAAUCCAGGUUAACUACACAGUCCUCUCACCCCUCUCAAUCUAGUUUGCAACCUAUGUUGCCUAACCAAUCCUCAAACCCCUCUCAGGUCAGUUCACAAUUCAGGUUACCAGCUCAAAUGUCACACCCCUUCCAAAGGAGAGCAUUACCCACAUUGCCACAUCAACCUCAAAAUUCACCGAAUCAUCAGCCAUUACAGUCUACGCAACAACACCAUCAAUAUCUGAGACAACAACAUGAAAUUUCUAAAAAGAAUAGUCUAAAUCAGAGUCUUUCUCCAUAUAUUAAACAGCGUAAUGCACUGGAGGGUCAUAAGGCCCACAACUACAGUGACUCUAGCUCUAGCACCAGUAGUCCACCCAGAGGGUACACAAGAGACAAGCUACAGAGGGUGGUGGAUAAGGUGCGAAGUGGCCCCAGGGUAUUACGCACGAGAGGGAUUUACAGACCUGGUCCCGAUACACCCCAGAGUGAUACAUUCUCCAAUUACCCCACCCCUAGUAGCGGGGGUCGGAUCACUGCUACAUCAGAUAAUACGCUUCAAGAUACAGUCCUUGAGGCAUCCUCCAAUAGGACAUACACCCCAAAUAUGUUUAUGGGUUCUAGUGAGGGUUUAAGGAGGAGACCUGGGGGUAGGUCACAUAGUGCAGAUAGGGCCUCCAGGGUCAGUGACUCCUACACACCCCACAUAAGGUCUAGCAGUGAGGGAAGGACCCAGAGAAAUGUCCCUAAAGAUUUAUAUGAUGGGGGUUAUAGCAUCAAAGGAAGGCCACCCUCAGGCCUAGAAAAACCCAGGAUCUCUCUUAUGUCGCUUUCAGGGUCAAGCGAGAGUGUUAAGAAUGGUGUAUUUAGUCCAGCAAGAACUGCCCCCAGAGGACAUUUGAGGCGUUCCAUUGACCAUUCACCUGAUAGUAGUGGACUUGGUAGUGCGUCAAACUCUCAGAGCACUUCCCAUAAUACAUCUGGCUCACGUAGCGGGUCCUCUCCAGGCCAGGUCACUGCAUCAUUGAGCUCUAGUCUCACCCCGCCUGACCCCAAUAUCAGUAUGGAGUCCUCCCCUUUCUCAUCUGAGCAAAGCCCACAUAAUCACCAUAGGGACAUAUCAGGUGAUGAAAACUAUGAGUUUGACCCUGUAAAUGCUCUUGAGUCUGAACUGAUCGAUGCAUUGCGAUCCUACCAAAGACACCCUGAUGCCGAUCGUGAAUUUGUACAAACAUUGGAACGUAGUGUACUUGAGAGUUCAUUCAAUGCCUCCCCACCCCCUCCUCCUGACCCCCAGGAGGCAGAAAGAUUUGCCAAAUUACGCGAGGAAUACCAAGAGUUUCGAAGGAGCCAACAGGCUCGUAGCAGACAAGAUUACAGAGUGCUGGAGAGUGACACAUUAUAGGUGUCAGAGGACAUGUUUUUGUAAAACGUCCCAUAAACACAGGGACUAUUUAGAUCCCAUCCAUCUAUGAGUUUGAUCCAGGUAUCAUUAGCUUAAUGGGGGACCUAACAAUGUAGUCACUCAUUUAUCUAUGAUUCUGCUCUCAUAUUUCUGGUACUAUGGGGUCUGAAUAGGACCACUGUACAUAGGAUAAUAAGAAAAUUAAAUUGACUUGCCUUUCAAUUUGGCAAUGUAUAUAUUUACCAUGUUCAUUGUUCCUAACCAGAAUGGAAUAUAUACUUUAUACAGUAAAACCUAGUGUUCCCAAUGUAAUUAGAUUUCUGACAUCUAAAAACUCAAUAAUUUUUGAGUUAAUACCAAUUUUAACUGGUCAGUAUCAGUAGAAGGUAACAGCUGUUAUCAUCUCUUUCAAAAUGGUGAAUGGUAAAUGUUGAUUUCGAUAAUAUAAGUUUUCAUCGAAUAAACCAAUUGCCUUGGAGAUUUGGCUUUAACAUUUUGACAACACCAAGCUUGCAAGACAAUCUGCAAGGUGAUAAAUUAAUGAGUUAGGAACUAUUUAUCAGAUUGCA
This is a messenger RNA of Owenia fusiformis, 4687 nucleotides long. Lineage: Eukaryota; Metazoa; Annelida; Polychaeta; Sabellida; Oweniidae. The record is from the annotation of a GenBank genome assembly.